This is a messenger RNA of Lathyrus sativus (Indian pea), 621 nucleotides long. NCBI's taxonomy places the organism in Eukaryota, Viridiplantae, Streptophyta, Magnoliopsida, Fabales, Fabaceae. The record is from the annotation of a GenBank genome assembly.
AUGACAAGAGCAAAAGAAACUUCAAACAUAGAUCUCAUACGCCAUCAUCUCUUAGGUGACACCAUCUCUGACCCUUUUCUCCAUCCUGUUAAACUUGAAAACCCUUCCUCAGAUUUUGAUUUCUCUUCCUAUAUCUCAGACACCACCACCUUCUUCACUUUCCUUGAAGGCUAUGAUUUGACAUCAGACAUGGAGUUCUUUACGCACACUUCAUCUCCAAGUCAUCAAACAAGCCCUUCAAAGGAAACCAGUUCAUCACCUGAAGUAGUACUACCAAUACCACAUACUAUUGUGUCAUCAAAGAAGAUGAAGAAAGAAGAAGAGAUUGUUGAUGAGACAAGGAGGUAUAGGGGAGUAAGGAGAAGGCCGUGGGGGAAGUUUGCAGCUGAGAUACGUGAUCCGUCAAGGAAAGGAAGUAGGGUUUGGUUAGGUACAUUUGAUAGUGAAAUCGAUGCUGCAAAAGCUUAUGAUUCUGCUGCUUUCAGAAUGAGAGGUAGGAAAGCUAUAUUGAAUUUUCCUUUGGAGGCUGGACUGUGUGAUCCUAAGCCGAAUAGUUGUGGCAGGAAAAGGAGAAGAGAAAGUGAAAGUGAAGGUGCAAGAAGUUCUAGUUCAAGUUCUUGA